AUGAGGACAACCACUGUACCAACGGGGACAACCACCUUUACCAACGAGGACAACCACUACACCGACAAAAGUAGUAGCAGCAGCAAAUGCAUCUUUGCUAUUCUUAUCUCCACGGAAGAAAUUGAUGUGAGCAAUAAGAUCAUAUCAGAACCGCAAGUAAUCUGGUCUGCCAACCGAGACAACCCGGUCAAAAUCAAUGCCACACUGGAACUCACACAAGAUGGAGAUUUGGUCCUGGCAGACGUAGAUGGAACCUUGGUAUGGUCAACAAACACAAGUGGGAAAUAUGCUUCAGGCUUAAACUUAACAGAAAUGGGAAACCUUGUGCUUUUUGAUACGAGUAAUACAACGGUUUGGCAGUCAUUCGAUCACCCUACAGACUCGUUAGUUUUCGGGCAGACGCUGAAUCCCAGACAGAAGCUGACAGCUAGCAUAUCAACCUAUAAUUCCAGCCGAGGUAUGUAUUCAUUUGCAGCUGCCAAAAGACGUUUGAUUGCUUACAUAGAGUCCAACCCACCGCAGGUUUAUGCAUGGGGAGGAUCAAGUUGGGGACAAGAGCAAGAUCUCCUGACAAACAAUUUAUUCGGUGACUGCGGGUACCCUAUGGUGUGUGGAAAAUACGGCAUUUGUUCAGAUGGGCAGUGCAGUUGUUCUCAACAAACCGAUUUCUCGCAAAUUAAUUUUAGACAACCCAAUCUCGGAUGUUCCCUUAACAUACCUAUUUCUUGUGACUUUUCUCAAUAUCAUAAGCUUGUGGAGCUUAAGGAUAUUGAUUACUUUGUUUAUAGAUCAGACCUGAGGGAUGAGAUGAUGGAGCUAGAGGAUUGUAUGAAUACAUGCUUGAAAAACUGUACCUGUAAAGCUGCUGUUUUUGCAUAUAAUUCGGAUCCUCUACGGGGAGGUUGCCUGUUACUAUCUGAAGUCGUUUCUCUUAUAAACAUUCAAUCUUCAUUCCAUCUGCGUAAUUCCUCAAUGUUUGUUAAAGUGCAGACGAGUUCAUCAGGUAGUCUUCUUGCAAAAAAAUCAAGGGGAACCCCAUCAUUCAUACUGGGAGCUAGUCUCGGAGCUUUCAUUGGUGUGUUACUUAUGAUGGGGGCUUGCUUUUUCCUUGUAAGAAGGAUUACUACAUCCAAGGAGGUUGAGGAGGAUUAUUUGGACCAAGUACCAGGGAUGCCCACAAGAUUUGCAUACAAAAACUUGAAAGAUGUGACUGAAAACUUCAACAAAAAACUUGGGGAAGGAGGAUUCGGAUCGGUCUUUGAGUGGACUCUGAGCAAUGGCACCAAAGUAGCAGUGAAGCAUCUCAGUGCAUUGGGUCAAGUAAAGAAGUCAUUCUUAGCUGAAAUUGAGACAAUAGGUAGCAUUCACCAUGUCAACUUGGUGAGACUGAUUGGAUUUUGUGCUGAAAAGUCGUAUAGGCUUCUAGUUCAUGAGUACAUGUGUAAUGGAUCUUUGGAUAGAUGGAUUUUCAGAAGAAACCAAGAGGAUGCUCUAGGAUGGCAAUCAAGAAGGAAGAUCAUCUUAGACAUAGCCAAAGGAUUAGCCUAUCUCCACGAAGACUGUAGACAGAAGAUAUUUCACUUGGACAUCAAACCUCAAAACAUCCUAUUAGAUGAAAAUUUCAAUGCAAAAGUUUCUGAUUUUGGAUUGUCGAAAUUAAUUGACAAGGACCAAAGCCAAGUUGUCACAACAUUGAGAGGAACUCUAGGCUAUAUGGCACCUGAAUGGUUGGGCUCAAUUAUAACAGAGAAAGUAGAUGUCUACAGUUUUGGAGUCAUGGUCUUAGAAAUUGUGUGCGGGCGAAAAAAUUUGGAUCGAUUCCAGCCUGAGGAAGAUAAGCAUUUAUUAUGUCUUUUUCAAAGAAAAGCAAGAGGAGGACAACUUUCAGAUAUGGUUGACAAGUGCAGUGAGGAUAUGCAGUUGCAUGGACCUGAGAUUGUGGAGACGAUGAGGCUAGCUGACUGGUGCUUACAGAGUGAUUUUAAGAGGAGGCCUUAUAUGUCAACUGUGGUUAAGGUCUUGGAGGGUUAUGUGGAUGUUGAAAGCGACUUGGAUUAUAACUUUGUUGGUCAACAUUUAUCAAGAACAACUGCAACCAUUUGUGAAAAGGAGGACGUUGUUCGUGCUGCUACACCACUUCUGCCAUCAGUUUUAUCUGGACCAAGGUGAAGAAAAGAUAUUAAAGACAUUCUAUGGAAGAACAAAGCUGCAUUGAGUAUAACAUUUGGCUGAUUUUUUAGAAGUAACUAAUAGACAUGCACCCACCCACCUACCCACACACACACACAGGUAUAUAUAUAUAGUUGUGGAUUAUGUUCACAAAUUACUGUGUUGGAAUAUUAGGGGUACGUUAUC
This is a messenger RNA of Ilex paraguariensis (yerba mate), 2355 nucleotides long. NCBI's taxonomy places the organism in Eukaryota, Viridiplantae, Streptophyta, Magnoliopsida, Aquifoliales, Aquifoliaceae. The record is from the annotation of a GenBank genome assembly.